AUGUCCUCUUUCGCCCCCAAUAAGGCUGACGACGUCGCCAUUGCCACCAUAAGGACUCUCGCAGUCGAUGCCGUCGCAAAGGCAAACUCAGGACACCCAGGCGCCCCGCUGGGUAUGGCCCCCGUCGCCCACGUCCUUUUUUCGCGAUUCAUCAACGCCAACCCCAAGAACUCAAAGUGGUUCAACCGCGAUCGAUUUGUUUUAUCUAACGGACACGCAUGCGCCCUUCAAUAUGUCCUACUGCAUUUGUUGGGCUACCAGCUCUCGAUAGAUGACCUCAAGGCGUUCCGCCAACUUGGUUCCAAAACUCCUGGUCACCCCGAGGCUGGCAUUGAAGUUACCACUGGUCCUCUCGGCCAAGGUUUUGCUAACGGUGUUGGAUUGGCCAUUGCUCAGGCUCAUCUUGGGGCUGUCUACAACAAGGAUGGCUUCGAUCUCAUCAACAACUUUACCUAUGUUUUCACCGGAGAUGGGUGUCUUAUGGAAGGUGUAGCAAGCGAAGCAGCCAGUCUAGCUGGUCAUCUUCAACUCGGGAAUCUCAUUGUGGUUUACGAUGACAACCAUAUCUCCAUUGACGGAGACACCGCCGUCGCCUUCACUGAGAACGUGGAACAACGCUUCCUUGCCUACGGUUGGCAAGUACUUCACGUCGACAAUGGCGAUUCCGACCUUGCUUCGAUCUACUCUGCCAUUGCCGAGGCCCGCAAGGAGAAGGGCAAGCCUACCAUAAUUCGCCUGAGGACGACCAUUGGCUUCGGAUCAAGGGAAGAAGGCACCCACGGUGUGCACGGAUCUCCCCUCAAGGCCGACGACAUUGUAUCCUUGAAGACCAAAUUCGGUUUCGCUCCAGAUCAGUCUUUCCAAGUCCCUCAAGCUGCUUACGAUUACUACGCUGAAUUCGGGAAGCGCGGAGCUGCCUUGGAAACGGAAUGGAACUCACUGCUCGCUUCAUAUGGGCAGAAAUACCCCAAUGAGCACGCGGAACUCACUCGACGAAUUUCCGGCGAGCUCCCAGCGGGCUGGGAGAAAGCGUUGCCGAUCUACAAGCCCACAGACGCCGCCGUUGCCUCCCGCAAGCUGUCUGAGAUCGCUCUCACUAAGCUCGCCCCCGUCAUCCCCGACCUUCUCGGUGGUUCCGCCGACUUGACUGGCAGCAACCUGACGAAAGUCAAGGGUUCAGUCGACUUCCAGCCCCCCAGCACCGGUCUCGGCACAUACGCUGGCACUUACAUCAGGUAUGGUGUACGUGAACACGCUAUGGGUGCCAUCGCCAACGGUCUUGCUGCCUACGGUGGAAUUAUUCCCUACGUGGCGACCUUCUUGAACUUUGUAUCUUACGCUUCGGGCGCAGUGAGGUUGUCUGCACUGAGCAACCACCAGGUAAUCUGGGUUGCCACUCACGAUUCCAUUGGUUUGGGCGAGGAUGGCCCAACACAUCAGCCCGUCGAGACCGCCAUCGCACUCCGUGCCACGCCAAACGUUGCAUUCUGGCGCCCAGCUGACGGCAACGAGACUUCUGCCGCUUACCUUGUUGCUCUCAAGUCAAACAAGACCCCCUCCAUCCUUUCUCUUUCACGUCAGAACCUCCCCAACCUGGAAGGGUCCACCGUUGAGAAGGCUGCUCGGGGUGGUUACGUUCUCCACGAGGAGGAUAACGAAGACCUGACUAUCGUCAGUUCUGGUAGCGAAGUCAGCAUCGCUGUUGAGGCUGCCAACAAACUCAAGGCUGAGGGCAUCAAAACCCGUGUUGUCAGUCUGCCUUGCUGGCUGACGUUUGACCAACAGGAUGAGGAGUACAGGCUGAGCGUUCUCAGGAGUGGUGCACCUAUCCUUUCUCUGGAAGCCCUCUCGACUGCUGGAUGGCAGAAGUAUAGCCACGAGCAAUACGGCCUGCCUGCUUGGGGUGCUUCUGGACCAUAUCUCAAGGUUUACGAGAAAUUCGGUAUCACUGGUUCAAAUAUCGCCAAGGUCGGAAAGCAGGUCGUCGACUUCUACAAGGGCAAAUCGGUGGUCUCCCCGUUGGUCAAGGCCAUUCACUUGUGA
Messenger RNA from Laccaria bicolor S238N-H82, 2043 nucleotides. Its product is annotated as transketolase. Gene Ontology annotation, biological process: pentose-phosphate shunt. The transcript has 14 exons. Gene Ontology annotation, cellular component: cytosol. Gene Ontology annotation, molecular function: transketolase activity. Bases 1 to 2043 code for a protein of 680 amino acids. The record is from RefSeq and is a predicted model, not a curated record. Lineage: Eukaryota; Fungi; Basidiomycota; Agaricomycetes; Agaricales; Hydnangiaceae.